This is a messenger RNA of Aspergillus tanneri, 4197 nucleotides long. RefSeq lists its product as uncharacterized. NCBI's taxonomy places the organism in Eukaryota, Fungi, Ascomycota, Eurotiomycetes, Eurotiales, Aspergillaceae. The coding region runs from base 1 to 4197 and encodes 1398 amino acids. Gene Ontology annotation, cellular component: chromosome; cytoplasm. The record is from RefSeq and is a predicted model, not a curated record. The transcript has 9 exons. Gene Ontology annotation, biological process: double-strand break repair via homologous recombination. Gene Ontology annotation, molecular function: nucleic acid binding; 3'-5' DNA helicase activity; four-way junction helicase activity.
AUGUCGGCGGGAUUCCCGGGCUGUCAGUACAUAGGAAGAACAAUUGAGAAUAUGCGAAAGCACUGGCGCACCACCCAUGGAUGGUCCCAGUAUCCGCAUGGUGGUCGAGUAAGCCGUGACGAGCGCGUGCGUGCAGAUGCUGAGCUGCAGCGAUCCUUUAUAUCUGUGACAUGCCAGCAGAUAUUCCCAUCGCGCAAAGGAUCGCAUUAUAUUCACAUCCGCAAUCCAAAUGAGAACGACGAACCGGCGAUCCCCACAGAUGAUAUUCAGGUUGCUGUCCAGGAGCUAGAGAACGCGUGGAAGGAGGCGCAGUCCACGCCGAGUACAAUUCAGGCAUCUGAUAUUACCGACGCCAACCCAUGGCUGCGCAUGACCCGGUGGUCCGAGUAUUUAGAAGGAAUCGCACCAAAGGAUCUAACCGACAGCGUGGCGCCGCCCGAGGAAGAGCCCACAGAUCCCGUGGAGCAGGGCGUGCGCCACAUUUGGGCCGCCAUGGAGCAGGUCGUGCGCAAGAGCCAGCGCGUGGUCCAGCACAGCGGCCAGGCAAUCUGCAUUGAAGCCAUCCGAUCUGAAAAGGGUCAAACACCAUAUCGACCGUUGCAGGCCGUUUAUCGCGCGCACCCAGGCGCCACACGGAUGGACGAGUCCCCGUACGGGAUGACAGCACGGCAGCGCAAGAAAUGGCGGCAGUUAUGGCACCUCGCCACUACCCACCGGGAUAUUCCCGGCGAGCCGCAGGACGACGACGCAGCGUGGCGCAUGACCCCGAUCGAAGGCGCGUGUUUGGAGUUUUGCAUCGAGUUGCUAAACCAAAAGCAGCGUAGCCAUGAGUACGAGAGCGUGCUUGUGGCGCGCUUUAUAAUUGUCCAGAAAGCGCUUUGGUUGGAUCCGAAUCCCGAGGAGAUUAUCGCGGUGUGGCAGAAGAAGAGUAACUGCGCGCAGUGGGUGCUCGCCAGCGCCGACGACGAGCUGGAGGAUAUUUAUUCGGACGAGGGAUAUUACAGUCAACCAGAGCAAGGCAUCCCAUCAUCGCCCCCACAUCGCCCAUUACCAGCAGAGCACGUGGAGUGGAUGGUGCAGCGGUUUAUGGUGCGUGGCACCCACAGUCCAAUACAAACGUUGCAGGAUUGGCGCACGUACGGGUUAAAGAUCCAUUAUAAUACCACGGCGCCCGGGCACAUUACAUGGAACCAUGGCGACGAGCUCGGAUACAAGCAUAUCACAUUUACCAUGGGCGAUUUCCGCGGAUUUGUCCAUGGAUUGGUCGGGGCCACACGCCAGAUAUUCGCGGGAAGACAUUCCCAGUAUUCCAUGGCACGCGAUCUACGACGACCCCACGCAGGCCACGGUGGGAUGGAAUUUUUGCGGGAUCAGCGCACGCAAUGGCCGGUGGGGCCCAAGUGGAUGAUCGGCCGGUUGCGGGCCGAGCCGGCCGUGCAGAAGGAGUUUACCGUCCGGCGCCAAGCCCGACGGCUGCACAUGCCGAAGGUGGCGCAGUAUCUGGAGCGCGUGGCGCGAUUUAAGGAGAAAUUAGCAGUGCUUGUUCACGUGGUAUCCGGCCAGCCGGCUCGCGCACCCGAGUUAUUAAGUAUUCAACAUGUGAAUACCGUGGCGAAUCGACAGCGCAAUAUCUAUAUCGAGGACGGGAUGGUGGCGUUGGUGACGGCGUACCACAAGGGGUUUUACGCGAGUAACGAUAUAAAGAUCAUUCAUCGAUUUGUGCCACGGGAGGUGGGUGAAUUAAUUGUGUGGUAUUUAUGGUUGGUAUUACCAUUUGUGCAGCAACUAAGCGCAUGGCAUGCGAAGCAGACGCAGGGCACCACGGCGCAGGGCAUGCACGCAACGCAGGGAACGCACGCAGUGCAGGGCACCACCACAGCGCAGGGCACGAACGCAACGCAGGGCACGCAGGGAAUACGCGCAGUACAGGGCACCACCACAGCGCAAAGCACCACCACAGCGCAAAGCACCACCACAGCGCAGGGCACCACGGGCACCACGGCACAGGGCAUGGACGCAACGCAGGGCACGCACGCAACGCAGGGCACGUACACAUCGCAGGGCACGCACGCAGCGCAGGGCACGCACGCAGCGCAGGGCACCACAGCGCAGGGCACGCACGCAGCGCAGGGCACCACAGCGCAGGGCACGCACGCAGCGCAGAUCCGCGAAGAUGCGUUUUAUGGGGCCCCGACCCCGGAACCCGGCGCAAAUGGACGUCCGAGCGCCAUUAAUAUCCAGUGGUAUCGGGAUAUCGCCAUUGGGAUUAGCCGACGAUUUUUGCGACCCACUGCCGCGUUUGCCAGCAACAUGCAGGAGGAGAGAGACUUGGCGCAGGCUGUGUUAAACGCCGACACCGAGGAGGGCGGCGCAUUCAUCCCAAUUGGCGGGUGGAGUGUACGGCCGUGGUAUUAUGGAGCAGCCCGGGACCACGGCACAUCGCCGUGCAAUGUUUCGACUCUCCAGCACCGAUUGGCACCGGUUUUGGGGUUUGCAUCCGCCGCGGAGCCCAGCCCGUUGGGGAAGCGCAAGAGAUCACCAUGGGAGGACGAAGCCGAGGAGGGCCGAGUGGUCCGACGUCACCGGUUAAAUAUCGCAGAUAUGCGCACCACGUUGCAGCACAUGACCGGGCAAGAGGAUAUCCAGUUCCGGGGCGUCCAAGCACCGGCGUUGCGCGCCAUUCAGGACGGCAAGAGCCCGGUGGUCGCCAUUAUGCGCACCGGAGGGGAAAAGCAUGUUGUUUAUGUUACCUGCAUUCGCCGAGCCCAGUGGUACUACCAUUGUGGUCGUGCCAUUAAUAUCAUUGCGGAACGAUAUGGUGCGGCGCUGUCGCGAGUUGGUCGACGGCCACCGGACGAAGCGACAAUUGUACUGGUCACACCGGAAUCCGCGGUGCAGGAGGAUUUUCAAACGUUUAUUAACCGGUUGCAGCAAACACGCCGGUUAGACCGGAUCGUGAUCGACGAAUGCCAUGUGAUAUUAAACGACCAAACGGAUUUCCGACCCGAGUUGCGACAGCUGGGGCGGUUGAACCACGCGCGAACCCAGAUGGUGUUAUUAACUGCCACGUUGCCGCCGCGGUUGGAGGCGAAGUUAUUCCGGCGCAUGGAGUAUUCCCGCGAGCAAGUCCAUAUAUUUCGGGACCGGACAAGCCGUCCCAACGUGGCGUAUCGCGUGUGGCGGCCCGAGCUGGGUCGGCGUUCCAUGCAGUGGUUUACCAGCGAGCCGGUGCUCGCGUUUAUCCGCGAGCGAAUCCAGCGCGCCAAGGAUGGCAAGGUGGUGGUAUACGGCCAUGUGGUCCGUCAGGUAGUGGAGAUUGCACGCGAGUUAGCGUGCGAGGCGUACUACAGCAAGCAGGUUGACAAGCCAUCUAUAUUACAGCGAUUUACCCGGGGCGAGGCGCGAGUAAUUACCGCCACCAGUGCAUUGGGCAUGGGUGUGGAUAUCCCCGAUAUUCGCAGUAUUAUCCAUAUUGGAACACCGCGGUCGUUGUUGGAGUACGGGCAGGAAAGUGGGCGAGCCGGACGGGAUAGCCAGCGCAGCGAGGCGAUUAUUAUCCAGCCCGAGGGCUGGGACGAGCCCACGCCGGAGACGCCAGAGGCCGUGGCGGAUCGCGAGUUGGUGGACGAGUACCUCGGGGUGGCGCCCGGGGUGGGAUGUCGACGGUUUGUAUUGGACGCGUACAUGGACGAAACAGUGAAUGGCUAUACGCGCCGAUACUGUCAGGAUAUUGAUUCCACCGAGGCACUCUGUGACGGCUGUGACGCCGAUUGGCUCGCGCAGGAGUCGGUUUGCAUGUCCCCGGACAGAUAUUCCCCGGACACCCGCAUGGACGAUCUCGCCAGCACGACAAGCCCACCACGCGAGAUUAGCGCUACGGGCAGUCCCCAUUCCCAUGGUAGUGGCGAAUUAUUUCCAUUAUCGCAUAUUAUACCACAGAGCACGCAGAAUAUCGCGCCAAAUCCCACACGCCGGUCCCAAUCCCAUGACAAUACAGAAUCAUUUGAAACUCAAGUAAUAUCGCAUGUUAUACCACAGAGCACGCAAAAUAUCGCCCCCAAUCCCACGCCCACGGUUAGUAUCGCCGAACGCCAGCGCCAACGGGUGCAAGACCAGCGCCAUGCAGCGCCCGUAUUCAACACCAGGUGCAAGAUGCACGGCAGUGGUUGGACGAGGAAACUAUUGAAAACGAGAUAG